CCCUUUCAGACUGUUUUGGUCUUUUCGCUGUUAGCAACGGAAAGAACCCGAGAUAGCUGUGAACCCUAUUUAGAGAUAACAGAUUUUUUCGUUAGGAUUAGACACAACAAACCGACAAGAGGUGUUACACCCAUGUUUAUUUUUGGAAGAGUGAUUUGCGCGUGUUGUCUUUUUUUUUUUUAAUCACACGUUUUUCAGUUUUAAUGGGAAUUGUACAGAUUGCUAAUUUAGCUAGCAAACUGUUAGCUUCUUAGCAUAGCAUCGUCCUCAAGAGACACACUGACAUUAGCCUGAUAGCUAAGCCCGAUCUUUAAGGAUUUGCUAACCAGCUGUCACCCAACAACAACACACAAAAAACCCACACACACACACACACACAGCGACUCGUUUUGCGGUGUGAAGCUGCUCGUUUUCAAAACGCCGUCUUUUAUGGGAUCACCAUGUCAAUGAAGGCCGGUGGUAAUCGCAGCAAGCCCGGCGGAGGCAGCACAGCUGGUGCCGCCGCCUCCGGUGCCGGAGGAAGCGGCGGGGGAAGACAGAACAUGGGCAGGGGCAGACACAGUGGUAAAGGUCCUGCAGCUGUCAUUUUCAAUGGGGUAUAUGCAAAUAUGAGGAUGGUCCAUGUCUUGACUUCAGUGGUGGGGGCCAAGUGUGAGCUGAAAGUGAAAAACGGAGCGGUCUAUGAGGGAGUAUUUAAGACAUACGGCCCAGAGUGUGACCUGGUGUUGGAUGCAGCCCACAGAAAGAGCCCAGAGCCGAGCAUAGCCCCCAGGAAGGAAGAUAUUGUGGAGAGCAUCAUUUUCAAGGCCUCAGAUGUUGUAGUAGUGACCUUCAAAGAUGUGGACCUCAAUUUUGCCAGGAAAGUCUCCUCUGACACAGACAAUUUCACAGAUGCAGCAGUGAGCACUAGGAUCAAUGGCGAGCAUAAAGAGAAAGAUCUAGAGCCCUGGGAUGGAGGAGAGACCCACAACUCUGACAGCCUCGAGUCUCUGGAUACAGAUGUGUCAAACGGGUGGGAUCCAAAUGACAUGUUCAAGUACAAUGAGGAGAAAUAUGGAGUCUUGUCUACAUAUGACAGCAGCCUGUCUACAUAUACGGUCCCCCUGGAGCGGGACAACUCAGAAGAGUUCCUCAAGAGGGAGGCGCGUGCUGCCCAGCUGGCGGAAGAGAUUGAGGCCAGUGCAACAUACAAAGCCCGCGUAGCCCUGGAGAACGAUGAACGCUCUGAGGAGGAGAAAUAUACUGCUGUGGUGCGAGGGGAGAGAGAGUCUCACACACUCAGCAGGGAGAACAAGUACAUUCCUCCAGGUCAGAGGAACAGGGAGGCGAUGUCGUGGGGACCGGGACGUCAGAAUUCCCCCCGUCUGGCUCAGAGUUCAUCUGGACCGUCAGCUCCUCGACCAGGACCCCACGACUACAGUCCCAGCUCCGGGGCUGACCAGAGGGUGGUCAAUGGAGGUCCAUCCCAUUGGCCCUCACCCUGUCCGUCUCCUUCCUCCCGCCCCCCUCGUUACCAGUCUGGCCCCUCCUCCCUGCCUCCUCGGGCGACCACGCCCACCAGGCCACCCUCCAGACCCCCCUCUCGACCUUCCAGGCCUCCCUCUCACUCAUCCCAUCCUUCCUACCCCUCCUCCCCAUCCUCUUUUUCUCACCAUGGGCCCACGUCUCCAGCCAACACCCUGCCCAAACGCAUGUCUUCAGAAGGUCCACCCAGAAUGUCUCCAAAAUCACAGCGGACACCUCGUGCUCACAGAGUGCCACCCUGCCGGACUACUGGAGUCCCCCCAGGAGUGGACUUAAUUUCCCACAAUGCCCCUGGAGAGGUCCCAGUGACUCCACCAACCAGGAGCAGCUCCUCUGGAGGGACAUGGUCAUCAGUAGUUAGUGGAGCUCACAGACCUCGCUCCCCCCGACAGAACAGUAUGGGUGGAGCGUCCUCUGGCUCCUCCUCCAUACCUUCACCCCAGACAGGAGCAACACCUGUGGAAACUGCUGCCACACCAACAUCAACUUCCUCCCCUACUGCUGCUAGCCCCGCCCCCGGCAUGGUCGCCUCUCCAUUAGCAGAUGCAAAGGAGUGUCGUGUUCAGGAAACAAGGCAAACAUCCCCAAUGGCAAACAAGGAGAAUAUCAAGCCCUUGGACAGCUCACCCAGUAUCACCAGACCAGUCUGUAAAGGACCCCCUUCUAUGGCAUCAGACCACAGAAAACAAAUAGAUAAUUUAAAGAAAUUUAGUGUCGAUUUUAGGUUGCAGUCUAGUUCAAACUCUGACCCCGCCUUUGACCAGAUGAUGACCAAGCCGCCCAGAGAUCCAGCGGACAAGCCGAAAGACCUUCCCCUGGACAAAGCCUCCGCAGUUGGGCGGGAGGGCCUCGAUGAUGGUGCUGUGAUUGCUGCAAGUGCCCCCGGUUGUGCCCCUGCCCCAUCUACCAACACCACCAUCAACACCAGUAAGCCUGGCAGUCCCGCUGCGCUGUCUCCCUCUCCUUCAGCCCCAGACAUGAAGAGGGCAGGGCUGGAUGUGACAUCACAGGGUGUUCAGACAUCGGCCACGUCCUCAUUCAGUGGACCCAAGCAUGAAGAAAAGGAGGAGAAAAAGGAGGCUGUACAAGAUCAAGUGAGGAAGUCAACUCUGAACCCUAAUGCCAAUGAGUUUAAACCCAGGUUCAACACACAGCCCAAACCAGCCAACACUCCGACGCCUCCCCGGCCUCAGGGCCAGCCCAGCCCCUCCAUCAUGGUCCAGCAGCCCCAGGCUGUUUACGGCCAGACAGUAUGCUUCCCACAGAUGUAUCCCCUCACACCUGUCAGCCCUGGAGUGCAGAAAAGCAUAAUAUGGAAGUCUCCAGCUAUGUACCAGGUUCAGAUGCCACAUAUGACAGUCAGCCAGUCUAAACCCUACAGACCAGGUAAAGUACCCAACAUGCCCCAGCAGAGGUCAGACCAGCACCACCCACCAGGCACGCCCACCAUGAUGCAUCCAGCGACAGCAGCAGGACCCCCUAUUGUAGCACAGAGCCCCGCCUACUCUGCUCAGUACUUCACCUGCAGCCCUCAGCAAUUCACCAGUCAGCCGCUGGUUCAGCAGAUGACACAUUACCAAUCACAGGCGCAGCAUGUGUUCAGUCCAGUAAUGCAGGGCAGUGCCAGGAUGAUGGCGCCUCCCACACAUGGACAGCCCAGCCUUGUCUCUUCCUCAACUACACAGUACCCGGAGCAGACACACACCAUGUAUGUGUCUCCAGGGCCAAUGCCUCAGCAGUACCCACACCCCAGUGCCACCUUGCACCCUCACCCUCAGCAUCCCCAGCCCUCUGCUACGCCUACAGGCCAGGGCCAGCAGGGUGGUCCCCCUCAACAUGGAGGUCCACAAAGCCACCCAGCUGCUAGCCCAGUCCAGCACCCACAGCACCAACAGGCAGCAGCAGCUGCAGCAGCAGCCCAGGCCCUCCACCUGGCCAACCAGGCCCCGCAGCAGCAGAUGUACUCAACCUUGGCCCCCACUCCCCCCUCCAUGACCCCAGGACCCAACCCUCAGUCUCCCCAGGCAUCGUUCCCCUCUGCCCAGCAGACAGUCUACAUCCACCCACAGCAGGUGCAGCACGGCUACAACCACAACCACAUGGCCCAUGUGCAGCAGGCCCAUAUGCAGUCUGGUAUGGUGCCGUCUCACCACCCGGGGCAAACCCACCCCACCAUGAUGCUGAUGGCUACCCAGGGUCCUCCGGGGGGUCCGCAGCCCCAAAUGCCCCAGCAGGCACUCAACCACAUACCUGUUUCUUCCACCACACAUUUCUCCUACCUAGCACAUCCACAAGUGCAACCUCAUCAUCAGCAGCAGCUGUAGAUAGAGGGCGCCAGUGAGCCGAGGGACCCGCUCUGCGUCGCACUUCUCAGCCCGAGCCUUCAUAACCAGGCGAGGAAGAGAAUGAGAGUCCCUCCCUCUCCUCUCUUUCCUCAUCUUCACCAGACAUGCUUCACAUCAGCUUCUCCCUCCCCUCCCUCCUUCCCUCCCUGACUAGGCAAUAAGAGAAUGUUAACAGGUUGAUGCAGUGACAUGUUUUAACAAGCUAGAGAGUUGUAUCGGACAUGACUGAUCCUUUUCAGCCCCUGAUAUCUGCAAAAAUAACACACAAACAUAAACACACAAACAACACACACACUCUUUCAGGGGUCCCAAAUUGCAAUUUGAGUCCGCUUGCCAAGUAAGAUGUGGAAGAGAGAAUGAGAGUAACUAAUCAGUGAGAGUGAAGAAGAAAAUUCAACUGGAACUUGUAUUUUGUCUGCACCUUGUUAUAAAAAAAAAUCUUCCAACCUUUAAACAGUAUUAAUCUUACUGUUUAUUGCUGCUGCUAUGUGCUGCGUUUGUUUCCAGACUACAUGAAAAGUUUCUAACCAAACUAAAAAAAAAACGAAACCCGACGAGAAGCUUCCUGAGAAAUGAACACGUUUAGCAGCCGAGAGGAAAGGAGAAACGUUAUUUAUGAAAUUAUAAUGGCUGAGGUGAUCAAAUCCCACUUCUCACCUGACCCUUAUGUAACUUUUAAGUUAAAACUUUUACUUUGUAGAUAAUAUAAAUAAUUUAAAAAAUGAGCAAAAAAACUUAAAAACAAUAAAAAAGUUUUAAAAACUGAA
Labrus bergylta (ballan wrasse) is the source of this 4636-nucleotide messenger RNA. RefSeq names its product ataxin 2 (gene atxn2). The record is from RefSeq and is a predicted model, not a curated record. Gene Ontology annotation, biological process: cytoplasmic stress granule assembly. Gene Ontology annotation, cellular component: cytoplasmic stress granule. Lineage: Eukaryota; Metazoa; Chordata; Actinopteri; Labriformes; Labridae. Gene Ontology annotation, molecular function: mRNA binding.